AAGAGGAGAGUGGCGGCGGAUGUCAAACAAGUGACGUUUGUAGUGAAAUUGCUAUAAUUGUUAUAGGUGGAUGAUGGUGGUAAGCUCAAAAUACAGGUGUCUCUGUAAGUAUUUCCACAACUGUGCAGGGUGGUGAUAGUUACAAACGAUACUUUGUAGGAUUUUGUCAUGAUGUUGUCCUGUUAUGUGACCAUGAAUAGCUAGAGGAUAAAGUUAAUUUGGAUCAUUAAAAAUGAAAUCAAUGGGUCAUUGUAGAAAGCAUAAGGAAAAUGAGGAAGGAAGUAAGUAUAGAUAGUUCACACCUAAAUCACACAGUAUCUUCAAUAUUUGUUAUUCUCUUGUUUAUUUUCUUGUCUUGUUUUUCUUGUUUUUUUCCAGACAUCACCCCUCACAUCCCCUUACUCACAGAAAGGGUGGGGUUGAGAUGGAGAGACCUGGCCGGCCGGCUGGGCUUCUCUACAGACGACAUAGAUGGGAUUGUCUCUGGGGUCCGUUACCAUGACGACCAGUCCUACUGCACGGCCAUGUUGGAACAGUGGCAGCAGCGGGGGGAAGGCGAGGGGAUCCUGAAACUGCAGCUCAUGGAGGCAGCCCUGUCUGACAUGGGUCUGGAAGACAUAGUUCAUGUAAUUCAUGAACGACUAGAUCGUCUUGUUGCGGGGCUAGAAGCAUUGGUGAAGACGCAGGAAUUCAUAACAGACAACAUGGAUAAAGACACUAUAGUCAGGUUCACGGAAAUGAGAGGGCGCUCAGUCAAACAGGCAUCGUCUUCAGAACUACUGAUGCAUGAGUUGGUGGAUUGCAUCAAAACACCAGAAGACUAUGACUACCUAUUGCAGUUACUGGAAGAAAGUGGGCAACACUACCUUUUGAAGGAAAUUAAAACCUUUGAACCGAAGACAAGUCAUAAGGAGCCUAAAGUAGUACCACUCAAGAGACGUCCACAUCACAGAGCAACGGUUGAUGCUGAUGAAUCCACAGCUAAAGAAACCAGCACAGUUAUUAUCGCCACACCUUCAACCACAAUGGCACAGAGUGUGUCAUCUAACAGCGCACAGAUUGUGAGUUCGAAGCAAAAAGUCAAGUUAAUGUUCGUUGGACAAACUGGGUCUGGCAAGACAAGUCUCUGCCUGACAAUGAUUGGUGGAAAGGCCCACACAGAAGACGAGUCAGACAGAACAAUAGGGGUGGACAUCAGGUCGUACAUCGAUCAAACACAUGGUGUAGAGUACAAAAUCUAUGACUUUGGUGGCCAUGACGUGUACCACUACACACACCGUUUCUUCCUGACACACCUGGGGCUGUACCUGCUAUGUAUUGACCUGCCGGGCUACACGUCAGGGGAGUUCCAGGAGCGGGUAGGCAAGUGGAUGACAUCCAUCUCUUCCCACGUGACUAAACCAUCCCUGAUUGUUGUGGGGACGAAAAGUGAUGAAGGUGACGUCAUGGAGAAGAUUGCACUGUUGGAGAAGGACAUCAAGUCCGCCGAGACAGCAGUCAGACAGGCACUGGAGAAGGAGAUCAGCAGAUGCCAAGAAACUCUGGACAGCCGAGAGCAAGGUCUAGGUCUUCGGGGGAAAGAUGAUCACUUUGUCGGCUUGUCACGUGAAGAAGUACUGGACAAGCAAACGUCGCUUCAGAAGCUGUUGGAGGGCCGCCCUGGAAACCUAAUUGACGUCCACAUCUUGCCAGUGAGCAGUAAGAGGAAUGAAGGAAUAGAUGUACUCCGGGCCAAGAUGGCGGAGAUUGUGCAAGAGCGCAUUGGUGUGUCCAACAGUCGGCAGCUGCCACAGUCUUGGUCUGACUUUGAUAACCUUAUCAAACAGGUGACAUCCGAAUCUUACCUGGACCUCACAGAGUGCAAACAACGAGGAAAUGAUGUUGGGAUGGACAACACUGAUGUGCUGAAUGCUCUGGAGUAUCUUCAUGUAACGGGGGAGAUUCUCUUCUACAGGCACAUCCAGGGUAUGGAGGACAAGGUGUUCCAGGACCCCAGCAUCAUUCUGAAGCUUUUUAAGCAGCUAUUUCGACACGACAUGGCUCAGCAUCUACAGAAGGAAGAAAAUCUAAUGCCCACGGACAGGCAGCAGUUUCUGGAAGAAGGUGUUGUCAGUGAAGAGUUCGUUGACGCUGUUCUACCAGAGGAGGCAGAAUCCUUCCAGCUUCUCCUGCCACUGAUGAAACAUUUCGGGCUCUGCUUCAACAGAACUGUCACCAUGAUGGCUAAUCUUCCCAUUGCCAAUGAAGACGAAAUAGCUGCACAUUGGUCUGACACUGUUCAAGAAGGUACAAAGGAGGUCAAGUUAAUAAUGAAGUCACUCGAUGUCAACAGCGGACACCCGGUUGGGUUAGGAGAGUCUCUUGCCUGUCGCAUGGUACUGAUGAGUGAGGAAGGGCGGCGCCUUGUGAAAAGGAAUGCUGUUAUAAACAGAAUGGGAAUGAUGGAUGUGAUGUACCGCCGUUUAAAUAACGAGAAAGAGAAGCGAACACAACAAGUGCGAACCUCCGACAAGGUAGUGGACGAGAUCUACCUUCGGGCUGACAACAAGGAAGCCUGGCGUGGGAUGAAGGAGUUGGUGAAGAAGAUCAAGCCUUGUUUAGAAGAAUAUCAAGCAAGACUUAGCGAAGACAGCGUAACUGUAACGGGAGAGAAGAAGUUAGAAUCUAUCCCUCUGGAGGCCCUACACAAGCACACUGGGGAAGACUUGGACAAGAUUUUCCUUGGAGAGUGGGCAGAGUCUGCUGGCAGCCAGGUGUAUCCGGUUCUGACAAAAUGAACAA
Branchiostoma floridae (Florida lancelet) is the source of this 2781-nucleotide messenger RNA. Its product is annotated as probable serine/threonine-protein kinase roco4. The coding region runs from base 270 to 2777 and encodes 835 amino acids. The record is from RefSeq and is a predicted model, not a curated record. The transcript has 5 exons. Gene Ontology annotation, molecular function: death receptor binding; caspase binding. Lineage: Eukaryota; Metazoa; Chordata; Leptocardii; Amphioxiformes; Branchiostomatidae. Gene Ontology annotation, biological process: positive regulation of extrinsic apoptotic signaling pathway; TRAIL-activated apoptotic signaling pathway. Gene Ontology annotation, cellular component: CD95 death-inducing signaling complex; cytoplasm.